AUGGCCCGCUCGCACUUUAGCUUUAUAACUGCAACUAGAGCAGACGCCGACCAAGUCUUCCAUGCGCCUUUAGCAUUUGGGAACAUCACAGUUCCACCUAGGGUCAUCCUGCAACUGAAAAGCCUGCCAGCCCCACAUCUCGUUGGCCAAGCAGUCCUUCUGAGAACUGCGCAAGGGUUGACGACCAUGGUGACAAUUGCCGAAGCUGCUCUUACAACUCUUGGCGAGGACUUAUCAGCCUUGCUUUGGAUCAUUCUGAAGGUGUUAGAGAUUUCCUUGCGAGCGAGAGCUGGUAGAGACGGACAUUUCGGAUACUGCGAAUACCGAAAGCGUUCAUUGAAAUCAGGGUACAAGCAACAACUUAGAGCAAGCCUAGAUUUCGAUACCGACAAUUUUCUCUUUGCUUCUCCGAGCUACGACGGUGAAUCGCAGGACGGCGAAUGGCGGUUACACAUGUCCAAUGAAGCAGAGGAAAUGAGGGAGGUAAAGAGCCUGCUAGAUUGGCUUACAAUUGCUCUUGGGGACGAGAUUGUCCCGCCGUUUGCUACAUCUACAACUGGUCAACAGAAAGUUGAGCGAGAACCGCCAAGGUCUGUAUACAAUUCUUUGCUGCCGAGCGUGGAGGAAGUAGUAGAGGGAAAAAGGAGAUAUAUCAGACUGAAGCAGAAACGACCUACGCGGGAGGAUACUGGGAGAGACCCACCAGGGCCUGCAUCAGCGAGUGGAAUUACGGAUACGCAAGUUGAUCAUUUCAAUUGUUGGCGCGAUGUUCUUUUAGAAGGUAAUAUUCUUGUGCACGAGAGUUUUAACAGCGAUUCGUCUGCGUCAGUCACGCGAGUCAUCUCGAGUGCCGAGGGGAAUGGAUUGGGUUCCGCGAAAGAUGGCUUGUAUCUUACUGCGGCAGCAAUGUGGUCCAUGCUUGGUAACGAUUUACGAAGAAUCCCGGGGUGUUUUUGCACAUUCACGGCUAAAAGUGGUCAUUUCCUUCAAUGCAAAAUCAAGAUCGAGCAAUGGCUGCUGUGGCACGUGACUCGCGAGACAGCUCCAUGCGACGGAACCCUUUGUAAUAAGAACUUGUGCGUGGCUACAGACGCCAACGAACCCGGAGAACGACUUUUAACAACAACGCCCUGUAUUCUUGGCUGGGAAGUGGAGGGCAGAUCCAGCGCCACUAGCGCUCUAUGGGACGAAUUGCAGGUCAGUGCAGACUUCACAAAAAGACCAGUCAAGAGCUUGCACCUUGCAGAGCUUCAAGCUGUGGCACAACUUAGCGUACCGCUGCCUGACACACCUCAAAUUGGAGCUGCCGCGACAUUUGCAGUAAAUAAUUAUGUAGUCAACCAUUCAAUUGAAAGUGAAUCUCGACUUGCAAUGGAAGAGGCAGCUGCCGCGACUGUACUGAUUUAUGAUGAGCGAAGGCAGCUCCAUCUCCUCUGCGAUGGCGCGGAUAUAAUGGAGGUCUUGUGCCUGCAAUACAUACGAGAGCUAGGUCUUUCAGAAGCAAACCUUCCUCUUUUCACUCACACAAAUGCUCUCGGGCGCCUACAGACAUGGUAUCAGUCCGCUUUCAUAUCCUUGACAGGUACCCGUCUCUCGGGAGACUUAUUUGUUAGGAAGGCUAGCGAGAGGCUCAAUGCAAUCAAAAGAGAAAAUGGAAAAGACGUAAGACCAAUGUACUGGCUCCUUGAGGAUCUUGUGCAAAGCAAGACAGGGCAGGCGUACCAAGAUCCUUUCAAAAGUUCUCGACCAAACAAGAAUUUUAGCACACGUCCAGCUUCAAAAGCUCGGCAUCCUCCGCUAAGAUUAAAUCAUUGGCAACAUUUAGCUCUCGAUACCCCACCCAUUCUUUUGACUGUCGGUAACAUUGAGCCUAAGCGCCUGACUAAACACGGUCAUCCUUUAGAGCGAUGUGGCGAUCAAGAAAACCCUAUGAAAAAGUUUUUCAAAGACUUACUUUUUGACAAGGGCCCAGGACUCUUGAUCGCAGACUUCACGAGGCUCAGGAGAUGGCGUGACAAAUCCAUGAACAUGACAUUCUCCACCCUCGAUCCUACUGGAAGCGCGGUCAAAUUCGGCCCUCUCCAUGGGGACAUUGAAAAGACGUACAAAUUCACAGAACCUCGCUCAGUAGAUGCAAUACCCUCUCUUUGCAGUAGCUGCGCAAACUCACGAGAGAAUACUUGCGUACAUUGCAUUGAGUGA
Messenger RNA from Bacidia gigantensis, 2202 nucleotides. RefSeq lists its product as uncharacterized. Lineage: Eukaryota; Fungi; Ascomycota; Lecanoromycetes; Lecanorales; Ramalinaceae. Bases 1 to 2202 code for a protein of 733 amino acids. The transcript has a single exon. The record is from RefSeq and is a predicted model, not a curated record.